Messenger RNA from Prunus armeniaca (apricot), 612 nucleotides. NCBI's taxonomy places the organism in Eukaryota, Viridiplantae, Streptophyta, Magnoliopsida, Rosales, Rosaceae. The record is from the annotation of a GenBank genome assembly.
AUGGACAAUGUCUCAUCUUCGGAGUGCCUGAAAUUGAAUUCCCAGACGGAGGUGUUGGAUAAGGAGGGCUGUGGAAAAGACCUUUUCUCGCUAGCUAUGGUUCACCUCAAUUGCGAUACAACAAUAAUAGAUAACAACGCUAAAGAACCAGAGACUGAACCAUGGACUAUAAACCUAGCAGAACUAACAGAAGAAGAACUUCGUACUUAUUUUCAUGUGUUCCCAGGCCCUCCUAGUCAUAGAGGGGCAAGUCUGAUGAAUCGAGGGUUAAAGAAUCAAAGACUGAAGAAUCAAAGGAUGAAAAAAGACGCUUUAUUGGUGGAUGAGCACCCUACGCAAAUAUGCUCUUAUAGGUAUAAAGUCCCAGAGGAUGCAAUUGUUGGCGAGCGUUGUGUGGUUGCAUGUCGUGUAUGUGGCUGCCUCUUUAGAGACUCACGUUGUGCUAAUUGUGGCACAAGCCUAGGACGUGCAAUUCUCAAGGAGUGUUCAAUAUGUGGGAAGGAAGGUGAACACUUGUCUUUUGAGUGCCCGAAACACAAUAGGAAUAAUGGUUUUACUUGUGAUCCUUAUACUGGUUAUUUUUCUGUCGGGAUCUUCCCUUUGGAAGGGUAG